This is a messenger RNA of Phyllotreta striolata, 1648 nucleotides long. Lineage: Eukaryota; Metazoa; Arthropoda; Insecta; Coleoptera; Chrysomelidae. The record is from the annotation of a GenBank genome assembly.
UAAGGUGCAAAAGGUAACUGGGACGUCCGUCGACGUCUCGAAGGAGAUCUCGCCAACGGAAAGUACAAGCAGAAAAGUGAAGCAUAAUAUCAAAAAGCAUCAACCGGGUUGUAUAUAGGCCUGUAUACUCAGAUCGCGCCAGUAUCGUAUCGGCUCAUACACACGGCAUUGUCAGUUCAGUUGGUUCAGUUCAGUUCAGUAUUAGUUUUAGUAGUGUGUUCGCGUCCGUCGAACAAGUAGCACGCAUGUAUUAGGAGAGAGUUAUGAUGAUAACGCGUGUUGUGGCGGUGCUAAGGAUCCACGGUUGGCACCGGGGCCGGCCUAGCAUUGCCACCAGUGACAGACAGUGACAGUGAGAUUACAGUGCGACACUAUGUCCCAGUCAUGGUGAAGACGCUGUUUCUGGGACUGCUAGCUGCUUCAAUUUGUGGUUUCUUGUACGCCGCUCCGCCCGCCGAUUUUCACUCCAAUUCCAAACAAUCCUCGAUUUUAGACGAUUCCGAAUCCUCUUCAUCCGAAGACAUACUGUUGAAAGAUCCUGCGGCUCGCAGCGAAAGGAGCACCAAUCUCUCUCACGUCACUGGUACCGGCAGAAAAAUACAAAUGUUUAUCAAGAAUAGACAUUUACAAAUACUACCUGACGGAACUGUCAAUGGCACCACCGACGAUACCAGUGCUUACUCGAUAUUGCAGAGGCUGACAGUCGGUAUUGGCCAAAUGAAGAUUCAGGGUGUUGCUACCUGUCAGUAUUUAUGCAUGGCUAGAUGUGGAUUGCUUUAUGGAUCGAGAGAAUUUGGAGACGAAUGCGUGUUUAACGAGACCAUCGAACAAUCCAAUUACAACACAUACUCAUCGACAAAAUACUCAAACGACAAAAGGACCUUCUACUUGGCGUUGAACCAGCGCGGCCAGUCCCGCAAAGUGGUACUGCGAGCCCGUAAACCUCUAGGCAAAUUGUCUUCGUACACUCUGGUCCUGACGAGGAACGUCGCUCCGGAACUGCACCCGAUGCGGCACCACGGCCACGUCUGUCCGCCGUUACCUCACCAAACGCAGAAGUCCCAUCCGGCCCAUCAGCGGUGUCCCAAGCGAAGAAAACGAAAGAAGAAGAAAAGAAAAUGUUCGAACGACGAAAACGACCCCGAAUUAUGUCAUAAGAGACUAAACGUGUCGAAGCACAAGGCGCAAAAUCGAAAUAUCCACAAGUGCGACGAGAACAGGGACAGUGAAACGUGCCAAAGAGACGUGAUUAGAAAGAAACAACAUAAAUUAAGUAGUGACAAAUCCGUAGUGAGUGAUCCCAAAAGGAAAAAGAAGAACAGAAAAAGCCAGGGAAUCAGGAAAAGGUUGGUGGAAGCCGUGGAAACGACCACCCUGGCUGCCCCUACGUCGACUCCUACUGAAGAUGCUACUAAUGACGAAGAUUACGCCCUAGACGGGUAUACUCAUGGGGAAUGGGAUGAUUCGACUUCCCUUCCUGACAUACCUAUGGCUGUCUCCGAAGCUACACCCAAUUUAAAUUCUGACUGACUCGCGCUUCAUCUUUCUUUUUAUUUAUUCUAUUAUUUAUUGUAUGUAAAUGUAAAUAAUUAUCUAUAAGUUAAUAUACCUCACCGUUGUAUAACUUGUUCUUUUUAUUAAAAUUUCG